CUUUUUUUUCUCAGCCGCGUAAUGGCUGCUCCCAAGACACAGGAGGCUGCUACCCAAGGAGAGGAGGACGGUGAUGGCAACCGUGGCGGAACUGGGGGUGUCAGUUAUGAGGGUUGAAAGCGGAAGAAGGAAGAGCAGGCGAGGGAAGGAAGUGAAGAAGAACUCGGGCUCUAUGUGGUUGCAACCUCUUAGAUCCUGUUCUGAUGUCCUUUUCACGCCAUUACAAGGGAGAAGCUCAGACAGUAAGGAUUGUAUCCUGGAGCCGCUUUCCUUGCCAGAAAGUCCAGGUGGCACCACCAGUUUAGAAGGUUCUCCAUCUGUGCCUUGUAUUUUCUGUGAAGAACAUUUUCUUAUAGAUGAACAAGACAAACUUCUGAAGCACAUGAUCAUUGAACAUAAGACUGUCAUAGCUGAUGUUAAGUUGGUUGCUGAUUUCCAAAGGUACAUUUCAUAUUGGAGGAAAAGGUUCACUGAACAGCCCAUUACAGAUUUUUGUAGUGUGAUAAGAAUCAAUUCCACAGCUCCAUUUGAAGAACAAGACAAUUAUUUUUUGCUGUGUGAUGUUUUACCAGAAGAUAGAAUACUUAGAGAAGAACUUCAGAAGCAGAGACUGAAACAAAUUCUGGAACAACAGCAACAAGAACGAAAUGAUGACAAUUUUCAAGGCAGUUGUAUGUUUUGCAAUGAGGAAUUCCUCGGAAACAGAUCUGUUCUUUUGAACCACAUGGCCAGAGAACACACUUUCAACAUUGGGUUGCCAGACAACAUUGUAAACUGCAAUGAAUUUCUGUGUACAUUACAGAAAAAGCUUGACAACUUGCAGUGCUUGUACUGUGAGAAGACCUUCAGGGACAAAAAUACACUUAAAGAUCACAUGAGGAAAAAACAGCAUCGUAAGAUCAAUCCUAAGAACAGAGAAUAUGACCGAUUUUAUGUCAUCAAUUAUUUGGAACUUGGAAAAUCCUGGGAAGAAGUUCAACUAGAAGAUGAUCGGGAGUUGCUAGAUCAUCAGGAAGAUGACUGGUCUGAUUGGGAAGAACACCCUCUCUCUGCUGUCUGCCUAUUUUGUGAAAAGCAAGCAGAAACGAUUGAGAAAUUAUGUGUCCACAUGGAGGAUGCACAUGAAUUUGAUCUCCUCAAAAUAAAGUCAGAGCUUGGACUGAAUUUCUAUCAGCAAGUGAAACUAGUCAAUUUCAUUCGGAGGCAAAUUCACCAAUGUAGGUGUUAUGGCUGCCAUGAGAAGUUCAAGUCCAAAGCAGACUUAAGGACUCACAUGGAAGAAGCUAAACAUACUUCACUGCUUCCUGAAAGACAGACAUGGGAUCAACCACAGUAUUAUUUUCCAACCUAUGAAAAUGACACUCUGCUAUGUACCCUGUCUGACAGUGAAAGUGACCUGACAGCUCAGGAACAAAAUGGAAAUAUCGCCAUCAUUAGUGAAGAUACAUCUAAACUGCGUGCUUUGAAACAAAGUAGUAUUUUGAACCAGUUGCUACUACAUGAGUCCUUGAAAAACUAGAAGAAACUGCCACAGAAGCAAUGUUUCAUGUUUUCUCCAGUGAGACAGACGCAAAAGAAUACUUUAAAUUUGAGCAUCAGCAAAGGAUUAGUCUUUGGUAAAAUAAACUUUUUUUUUUUUUUUUUAAUUGGCUGUCUUGGGUCUUUGUUGUGGUGCCCGGGCUUCUCACUGCAGUGGCUUCUCUUGUUGCGGAGCACGGGCUCUAGGCUCGCAGGCUUCGGUAGUUGUGGCUCGUGGGCUCUAGAGCGCAGGCUCAGUAGUUGUGGCACACGGUCCUAGUUGCUCUGCAGCAUGUGGGAUCUUCCCGGACCAGGGAUUGAACCCGUGUCCCCUGCUUUGGCAGGCAGAUUCUUAGCCACUGCACCACCAGGGACGUCCAAAAUAAACUUUAAAAAAACGAAUUUUUUUCCCAAAAAUAAAGUAGAAACUAAAUAAAAUGAAGACUUUUUGUAUAUGGGCUCUGAAGUUUUAUUACGUAAUCAUAGUAAAUGAUCUCAUUUCAUUAGACUCAUUUAUCUAUAAUAAGCAAGACGUGCAAAUCACAAAGAAGUGAAAUGUUCAAAUUAUUUAUAAACCUAAUUUCAACCAGUAGUUUCAGUCUUUUCCCCACAGGCUUUCAUCAUCCAGCAAGUCACAAAAUUUGACAGACCUGUGCUUUCUGUACUACAUUGGGUCAGCUGUGAAUGUAGUGACCAAAAGAGGAGCCACAGAAGAGAGGAACAGUGGUCAAAGUCCUGGAUAAUGCACAAAUCGGACACUAUUUCAGAAAAAUCAAGAUCUGACUAUAUUAUUAUUAUUGCUUUCCACCUGGAGUUACUAAACUCCCUAGAAAUGGACAUCAAGACAAAUAACUUUACUUUCCCCUACAGUGUAUAUACGGCUAACAAAUGAGUACUAUUUUUUUAAAAACAACCACAUUACCAUUAUGACAUCUAACAAAAUUAACAAUAACUUCUUAAUAUCAUAUGUUUUCAGUUUUCCUUAGUUGUCUCAAAAAUGUCUUUUUACAACAUUACCAGUUACAGGACAAAUAUUGUAUGCCUCCUGAUAAGAUGCAAUGAGGAAGACAAAACAUCACUUUUCAGGGUUCUUCCCCAAAAUGUAUAAUGUGAAUAUACUGAAGAAACAUCAACUAAACCCAAGUGAGGGACUGUCUACAAAUAAUUGGCCUUUACUCUUCAAAAAAUCAAGGUCAUGAAAAACAAAGACUGAAGUAACUGUUCCAAAUUAAAGAAGACUAGAGAGGUAUCACAUUGUGUAAUCCUGGAUUGGAUCCUGGACCAAGAAAAUAUGGUUUUCUUCUGCUGUAAAAGAUAUUAGUGGGACAAUUAGCAAAAUUUGAGUAAGGUCUGUAGUAAAUGUUAAGAUAUUCAUAUUAAUUUCCAGAUUUCAGUAAUUGUACUAUAGUAUGUAUAAGAAUGUUCUUGUGUUUAGAAAAUACACAUUGAAGUUUUUAAAGGUAAAGGAGCACUUUGUUGGCAAUAAAAAACUAAUAUGGGGAAAUCCCUGGCAGUCCAGUGGUUAGGAUUCCGGGCUUCCACUGCAAGGGCCCUGGCUUUUUUUUUUUUGGCUGCAUUGGGUCUUUGUUGCUGUGCGUGGGCUUUCUCUAGUUGUGGCGAGCAGAGGGCUACUCUUCAUUGUGGUGCGCGGGCUUCUCAUUGUGGUGGCUUCUCUUGUUGCAGAGCAUGGGCUCUAGGCACGCAGGCUUCAGUAGCUGUGGCACGUGGGCUCAGUAAUUGUGGCUCGCGACCUCUAGAGCGCAGGCUCAGUAGUUGUGGCGUAUGGGCUUAGUUGCUCCACGGCAUGGGAGAUCUUCCCGGAGCAGGGCUCAAACCCCGUGUCCCCUGCAUUGGCAGGCAGAUUCUUAACCACUGUGCCACCAGGGAAACCCAGGGGCCCGGCUUUGAUCCCUGGUUGGGGAACUAAGAUCCUGCAUGCCAUGCAGCGCAGCCCCAAAAAAAAAAAAAGAGAACACACACACACCUAAUAUGGGUAUGUAUAUAGAGAGAGAAUGAUAAAGUAGAUGCAAUAAGAUGUUGACAUUUGGGGAAAUCUAAGUGAAGGUUAUGUGGGAAUUCUUUGUACUAUGGCAACUUUUCUAUAAGUAAAAAUAGAUUUAAAAAAACUUUUCAAGCUGUCUUUUUACUUGGUUUGCUUAAAUCAGGAUUCUAGUGAGAUACAUACUUUGCAUUUGGUUGGUGUGGUCCUUAAGGGUCUUAUGUAUAACAGUUUAUGCUCCCUUUCAUUUUAACUGCCACUUACUUGUUAAAGAAAUUAGGUCAUCUUUCUCACUUUCUGAAUUUGGAUAGCGUAUCCUCUUUGUGUCAUUUAACAUGUUCCUCUAUCACCAAUUUUUCCUGCAAACUGGUAGAUCUAGAAGCUCCAUUAAAAAUUUGUGCUCAGGGCUUCCCUGGUGGCACAGUGGUUGAGAGUCCGCCUGCUGAUGCAGGGAACACGGGUUCGUGCCCCGGUCUGGGAAGAUCCCACAUGCCGCGGAGCGGCUGGGCCCGUGAGCCAUGGCCACUGAGCCUGCGCGUCCAGAGCCUGUGCUCCGCAACGGGAGAGGCCACAACAGUGAGAGGCCCGCGUACAGCAAAAAAAAAAAAAAAAAAGGCAGUUAGUCCUGUGCCUAGAAACUUGUGUCUCUAGGAAUCAGAUUUGUUUGGAAAAUCAAGGAAUGUCUGGGGUGUUUCUAGAAUGUGCUUCAUUCAGUCUUAGAACAGGAGCAAUGACAUGAUGAGAACAAAAUAAAUGAAGAGUAAUUAAGCUUGAGAAGGAGAAAGUGUUUUUGGAGAUAAAGUUGAGAUUUUAGAGAACAGAUCCAACAGAUAUUAAAGGAAAAAUGAAAUUGAAAGACAAGAUAAAAGGGACAGGAUGCUGUACUUGGAGUUUCAUUCAUUUAAAAGGUUUUUUCUUAGCUUGGUAGAUAUUUGGGGGGGAUCAUCUGGAACAUAAGGACAGAAAUAAUAACUUAGUUCCAAAGAAAUUGAACAGGAAUAUAAGCAAAGUCUCAGCAAACUGUACUGACUGUCCCAAAGGGAGCACGGAUACAGGCCACUACUGGCAAAGUGCUGUCUUAGAGCCACGCAGAGACUCCUUGGGAAGAACCACUGGAGAAUUGUGCCUUAAAGACUGGGACAGUGGUGCCAAGUGUACCUGAAAAUCUGGACCAUUUGAGAGGGGGAAUAGCAGUCAAAUGCAAGUGGACUGUUCAGGGGGUAUUGAAUGAGUGUCCAGAUGUCGCUGUGAUUGUAGGUAAGGACAUAAGUGCUGCCUGUGCCCAGAGUGGGCACACCUGAGAAAUUCUGAGCAUUAAGACUCUAAAGGAGGGCAGCGAGAAAGAUGAAGCAUAAUAGAAGAGAGUGAGCAGGGCAGUGAUAAAUGGAAUCCAACUCUGAUUGGCUGUCAGCCCAGCCAGAAAAUACAUGCUGAUUAUCCCACUCGGAAAAGUGAGAGUGCUCAAGCGGUUUUUUGGACAGUAGUUGCCUUUGACAGACCAGAACCUAAUGACUUAUCUCUUAGAACAGAAGACCCCGUUAGACAAAAUCUAGACGAGAAAGGUAACAUUAUCUGGACCAGAAAGGAGAGAAAGUUUAAGGAAAAAAAAGAAAGAAGGAAGGAAGCAUCAGAUCCUACAAAUACUGUUAGGCCUAUAUGUGUUAGGGAAGGAAAGGGAACAACUUAAGAAAUAAAUUAUACUGUGACAAACUCAGCUGUUCCUCCCAGAAAGGUGUAGAGGGAAAUCGAGCCCUAGGACAUAUCCACUAUUGCUGGAAAAAGCAGAGCCGAGAGGAAUACUUCUGGAGGCUGGACCAAUCAAAAGCUGCAGAAGGUGGUGUGCUGAGGAGGGCUCGCCAGAAGUAUGUGUCCUCACCAGUGCAAUUAGUCUGGUAGUCCAGUUGCCCCCAGUAUUUAUAUAUGUCUUCAAUAAUAAUAAUAAGUUUAGUUGGGUAUAUGGCUGCCUAGAAUGAAGACUACAUUCCUCAGCCUCUCUGGUCGUUCAGGGUAUAGGCAUAUCUUGUUUUAUUGGCACUUUGCUGUGUUGCAUUUUUCAGAUGCUGUGUUUUUUACAAACUGAAGGUUCGUGGCAACCCUGCGUCAAGCAAGUUUAUCCGCGCCGUUUCUCCACCAGCAUUUGCUCACUUCGU
Physeter macrocephalus (sperm whale) is the source of this 5667-nucleotide messenger RNA. It is a transcript of the gene ZNF277, whose product is annotated as zinc finger protein 277. NCBI's taxonomy places the organism in Eukaryota, Metazoa, Chordata, Mammalia, Artiodactyla, Physeteridae. Bases 74 to 1519 code for a protein of 481 amino acids. The record is from RefSeq and is a predicted model, not a curated record. The transcript has 13 exons.